Molecule: messenger RNA, 1404 nt
Organism: Pseudo-nitzschia multistriata
Lineage: Eukaryota; Bacillariophyta; Bacillariophyceae; Bacillariales; Bacillariaceae
Source: the annotation of a GenBank genome assembly
ACCCAACGCAGCGCCGGCGAUGGCUUGGCUUCAUUAGUUGAUGCCUCUGUAGCAACCGGAGCGGAAAUGGCCCCGGAAUCUUAUCGCAAGAACGACCCAGAGCCACCGGUGGUCGACGGCGACAAACGACUGCCUUCGACAGAGACCAACCAGCAGCAGUUUCGAGCACCCGAAUGCAACAGCACCUAUCGAGCACCUCCCUGCGUUCGUUUGCUGGGUGGAAGCGACGCCAGCGAUUGCUGUGACGAAACCAGCAGGAACGUCCUCGUAGGAAACCUGCGAAUCCAUGGCUGGAGCCCUAUCGUUGUGCCCGACGCCCCGAGUCCCUCGCCGUCCAAGGAAGAAAUACUCGGGAUUUUUCGUCGUCGAAACCAACGGGUCGGGGACGGCACCAACGAACUCGGAGACGUUGUCUAUGUUCCCUCCGAGAGCGGAUCCAGCGAGGGAACGGUGGAGCCAAAAGAGAGCCUGGAGGUCGGGCUGUCGAACUGCCAGGAUCCUCCGGACGGCCACCCGCUCCCCGGCGAGAGCGACGAGCGGACCGUGAAGACCUUCUGCCGGACGCUUUCGUGGAUCGCACACCGGGUUUGCGGCGUCGUGCUGGAGCUUCCCCCGGAUUCCUUCCUGCCCUUGGACCCGGGCGAGUCUCUCGACCUGCUCCGCGUCUUUCACUACUACGCCGUGGCGGGUGAGGAGGGAACAUCGCCGGCCCCGACCCUCGGGAGUUCCGAGCACACCGACUGGGGUAGCCUGACGGUGGUUUGGCAAGACGCCGUCGGCGGGCUGCAGACCUACUGCCGGUCGUCCCACCGCUGGAUCGACGUCCGUCCCGAAGCCGAAGCCGAAGCAGAGACCCCCGUACGGCGAAAGGGCCAUCGCUGGCGGUGCAUCGUCCACGUGGGCGACAUGGCGAGCCUCGUCCUCGGCAGCCCCCACGCCGGCCCCACCGCGGCCGGCGAAAGCAACGGGAGCGAGAACGACAAGAAGAACGACAAGAACAACGACGCCGAUGCCCUGCCCGUCUCCUGGCCGUCCCCGAGGCACCGGGUGGUGAGCCCCUCGCGGGAGGAACGGGUCAGCCUGGUCUACUUUGGCUACCCGCCCCGAAGCCUGUCCCUGGACCGGAUCCGGGCGGUCCUGGACGGGGGCUGGAAGCACUCGCCGACGAGGGGCAGGCGCCUGCCGCUGGGAGACUACUACCUCCUCCGCAACCAGUCCGCUACCGGAGCGGGCGGCAAAGCCGGCGAUGGCAAUGGCGAUGGCAAUAUCAAUGGCAAUGAGGACGAUUCGGAGGCCGGCCGUCUCUUCCGGAAAAUGUGGGAUCUACCGAUCCAAGACAUUGUUCGCUUGAAGUGGGAGCAAGUGAAUCGGGACUAAUACUAGCAAUAACGGUUUAGUAAGCAA